AUGGCAGUCAUAGUAAAGACUGGUAAGUGCGUAUCACCAGGAGAUGUUUUGUAUGCUACUGACAUCUAUGAUGCAAUAGGCACCAUAGUGGUGGCUGCAUCCGAUACCGGAGCUGUUAGUGCUGGUAAUCAUGCUGACGAUGCCAUUAUUGCUGGGACCGGAUGCUAUUCUCGUGUUGUUUCCAAGUCUGAUGGUGCGGUGUCAAGCCAAAUCAUUACGACACUUCUGGGCAUUGUGCAGUGGAGUGGCAAUGUCGUUUCGGUACGGCAGCCGACAAAAAGGGCCCGCGACGCCACGACAAUUGAAGUGGUGUCGCUAAACGCUUUAAAGGACGCGGGUACUUGUGGAGACUCGGCUACGCCACGUUUGUCAACGCCGGGAGAAGCAACUUCAUCAGUGAGCGAAACACCGGCCUCAACUGCGGUGUCGACUGCGCCAAAGUCAUUGUGGAUUUCGACAUCAGUAUUCGGGCCCCGUAUGGGAGAUAAUGUUCAUCUGCGUGUCGUCCGCGUAUCCCGCUCCUUCGCGUAUGGCGAGAUCAUAGCCGUAAACGGAACGUGGUGCAGUAACAGUGGUAGCAACGGUGGUGGUGGCGGGGCACUGGGUGGUUUUCGAGGUGUUAUUCGGAUGGAGGACAUUCGCCCCUUCAAGCCCCGAAAGGAUCAACUGACACCACCGCCACCUGCUGAUGCUUUUCAGGAUGGUGAUGUGGUGGUUGCAACGGUGUUGUCACAGUCGGAUGUGCGGCAGUACCAACUGAGUACUGUAGCUGAGCAUUGUGGUGUUGUGGAGGCCUUCACAGUGUUGAACAGCAACGGUCGCGAGAGGCGCGUGCGAUUGCGGCACAUUCCCGAGUGUCGCGACAUAAUGAAGUGCCCACUAAGCGGUAAUUUGCACCGCCGGUGGUGCCCGCUAAUUCGGUUAGUCUAA
Trypanosoma brucei brucei TREU927 is the source of this 930-nucleotide messenger RNA. Its product is annotated as exosome component CSL4. The coding region runs from base 1 to 930 and encodes 309 amino acids. Gene Ontology annotation, cellular component: cytoplasm; nuclear exosome (RNase complex). The record is from RefSeq and is a predicted model, not a curated record. Gene Ontology annotation, biological process: RNA processing. Lineage: Eukaryota; Euglenozoa; Kinetoplastea; Trypanosomatida; Trypanosomatidae. The transcript has a single exon.